GAGGAUGGGGGAAGCAGGAACAGGAUGUGGGUGGGUAGGAAGCGAGCUUUUCGUUUGUUGUGAUGAUAAAGCUGUUCACAAGCUCAAUGCUGAAGGAGACGAACCUGGAGUCGUCGCGCAGCUCGACGCCUAUCCAACGGACAUGCACUGGUUUCCGUCUGGCAACAAGAAGCAGCAGAGCGACACGGUUGCAAUCUCAUGCUCGGAUGGUACCUACCUUCUUGUCCUGAGGAAUGGUAGAAUCGAAAAGAAGAUCGAUGCCCACAAAGGAGCGGUGAUCUGCAUUCGGUGGAAUCAUGAAGGCACGGCGAUAGCCACUGGAGGAGAGGAUGGGAUUGUGAAGAUCUGGUCACGCUCCGGCAUGCUGAGAUCGACUCUAGCUCAAACUGAUGUCUCAGUGUACUCUUUGUCCUGGUCUCCCGACUCCAACUCCAUCUGCUUCUCUUCCUCAAAAGAUCUUAUCAUCAAGCCGCUCCAGCCACAAGCCAAGCAAGUGACGUGGAAGGCGCACGAUCAAACAGUCCUCAAGGUCGACUGGAACUCUGUCAAUGGAUUCUUAGUUUCUGGAGGCGAAGACAGGAAAUACAAAGUUUGGGACAACUUUGGUCGUCUUUUGUUUGCUAGCAAGCCGAUGGAGUUCGCCAUCACUUCAGUCUCAUGGUCCCCCAACGGAGAGCUGUUUGCCGUUGGGCUGUAUAACUGCGUCCGUCUCUGUGACAAGACGGGUUGGUCACAUUCCAGAGAGCGAACUGAUACUGGAAGCAUUAUGUCCGUCGCAUGGACAUCGGAUGGCGCGCAACUAGCAGGAGUGGGAGCCAAUGGAAACAUCAUCUUUGGGCAGGUUCUGGACAGAAAGGUUGAAUGGGUGAACAUUGAAGUGACGCUCAAGGGAACGCACAAGGUGUUAGUGCAUGACAUUCUGAGUGAGAUGGAAGAAGAUCUUGACUUUCGUGACCGCGUCAUCGGAAUGGCUGUAGGCUUCGGUUACCUGGUAGUUACCACGACGCUACAAUGUUACAUUUACCUGCUUCAAAACCUGAACACGCCUCACAUCUUCGAUCUGAAAGAGACCGUGAACUACAUUCAGCUCGGAGAGAAGCACAUGGCGAUGGUGGACGUCAAUGGCAUUCAGGUUUUCAACUACGAGGGGAGGAUGGUGAGCGCGCCCAAGUUUCAGGGUAUGAGGUCGGAGGUGUUCAACUCCCAGACAGUGAGCAUGAGCUCGGACAUCAUCGCCAUCAUCGACCACAGUGACACCAAACUCAUCCGCUUCUUCGACCUUGCGACUGGGAAAGAGGCCGGAAAACCUCUGCAGCACGUCCUGGACGUUACCUGUGUGCAGAUGAACCGCUGGGGGACCUCGGCUCAGCGCAAGUGCGUCUUCCAAGACCGAAAUCGAGAUCUGUAUAUCAUUCCUGUCGGUUCAACUGCAGCGGGCACAAAGGACGUCGUGCCUUUCAAGCUUGGUACCAUGUGCGAUUCUGUAAUGUGGAGCUCAGAAACCGACAUGCUUGCUGGUAUCAUGGAUUCGAAGCUUGUAGUGUGGUACUAUCCAAAUGCCGUAUUCAUCGAUAGAGACCUGAUCUCAAAGACCAAGAAUAUUCAGAAUGAUCCUGAGUACGGCAAAGAUCCACAGAUCCAGCAGUUUCACGGAACACAGGUCGUGGUUCGAAGAAGCGACGGGACGCAGCUGAGCACGAGCGUCUCACCGUAUCCCAUCACCUUAUACGGCAUUGUGCAGAGGAACAUGUGGGAACAUGCGAUCCACUUCUGCCGGUAUGUGAAGGACAGCACUCUGUGGGCAUGUCUUGCUGUGAUGGCGCUGGCGGACAAGGAACUCAGCACAGCCGAGGUAGCCUUCGCAGCCAUCGACGAGGUCGCAAAACUCGAGUUUGUGCUCGCAAUCAAAGACAUCCCAACCGUUGAAGGCCGAAAUGCAGAGCUGGCUCUGUGGAGACGUCGGCCGGAUGAAGCAGAGGCGAUACUGAUUCAGGCUGGUCUCACGUAUCGGGCGAUCAAUCUCAACAUGAGGCUCUUCCGCUGGGAGCGAGCGCUGGAACUUGCCGUCAACCACAAGACUCACGUCGACACCGUCUUGGCAAUGCGCGAGCGAUACUUGAAGGGGAUGGGAAGAGAAGAGAAGGACUCGAGGUUUCUCCAGUACAAGGAGGGUGUCGUGAUCGACUGGGAGAAGAUCAAAGCUAAGGUGGCGAAGGAAGCUGAGCUGGAAGCUGCUCGGCCAAAUGCUCGCCCAUAUCAAGAAUAGCAGGAGCUCAGAAUGUUGAUAGAGAGACCAUGCGCAGCAGACGCGGAUAAUACGAUGACAUGUGAAACAUCUUAAACUACCUUGAAGACCU
Guillardia theta CCMP2712 is the source of this 2357-nucleotide messenger RNA. RefSeq lists its product as hypothetical. NCBI's taxonomy places the organism in Eukaryota, Cryptophyceae, Pyrenomonadales, Geminigeraceae. The record is from RefSeq and is a predicted model, not a curated record. Gene Ontology annotation, cellular component: centrosome; cilium; intraciliary transport particle B. The transcript has a single exon. The coding region runs from base 5 to 2266 and encodes 753 amino acids. Gene Ontology annotation, biological process: cilium assembly. Gene Ontology annotation, molecular function: protein binding.